This is a messenger RNA of Chlorella variabilis, 1284 nucleotides long. RefSeq lists its product as hypothetical. Gene Ontology annotation, molecular function: protein binding. The record is from RefSeq and is a predicted model, not a curated record. Bases 1 to 1284 code for a protein of 427 amino acids. Lineage: Eukaryota; Viridiplantae; Chlorophyta; Trebouxiophyceae; Chlorellales; Chlorellaceae. The transcript has 2 exons.
AUGGGGGCUGCCGGGCCGCGGUUUUCCUUCAUUUCACCCUGCAAGAGUCCAGUUCUGCUGUCACAUCCAUUUCGACCACCGCCAAGCACCCGCGUUCCAGUUGGUACCAAGCGCAACCUCGGAGCACAACAGUGUCCACCUACCGGCAGGAUCAUGAGGAUGGGAGACCUGCCUCUGCACCGUGCAGCAGCGCAGGGCCAGGAGGCCAGGGUGCUGGAGCUGCUGGCGGCUGAGCCUGGCAGCGCCGCCGAACAGACUGCUGACGGCACCACCGCCCUGCACCUGGCUGCGGCCGGCGGCCACGAGCUCAUCGUGCGCCACCUGAUCAAGGCUGGCCCUGCUGCCCUCUUCGCCACUGACCGGCUGGGACGCCUGCCGCUGCACUGCGCCAUUGUGGCGCGGCACGCGCCGAUUGUGCGCGUCCUACUGUCAGAGGCCGCCCACACCGCAACUGCGCUCAACGCCUACCCCAACGCCUGCUGCCGCGGCUCUACACCCCUGCACUGGGCCGCUGACGCCGGAGACACCGACAUCGUGGCCCUGCUGCUAGCGGCUGCCCCGCAGACUGCAACCUGGUGCAACUCCCAUGCACACUCUGCCCUGCACUUUUGCAUCUUUGGCGCGCACCGCUGGGAGGUGGGCGGCGGCGAGGCGGCGGCCGUGGCACGGCUGCUGCUGGGCGCCGGCGCCACCGCCACCGCAAUCGACUCGGACGGCGACACCCCGCUGCACUGCGCCGCGCUCAAGGGGUGCGUGGAACUGGUGGAGCUGCUGGCCGCCCAGGCGCCCGCCACGGCAGCAGAAUGCAACCACGCCGGCCAGCUGCCCAUCACGUGCGCGCUGGCAGAGGCGGCGGCGCUGGUGGACUGGAGCCGUGCCGCGGAGCCGGGGCCCUGCGCCGAGGAGCGUCCCCAAUUCGAGGCCUUCAUGCGCUGCUCCAGGCUGCUGCUGCCGUACGGCCCCACCCAGCAGCUGGUGGAGGCGCUGGCGGCGGCAGGCCCCGUAGCGCUGCCGCUGUUUGGCGACCUGGUCGCCUGCCGGCGCCUGUCGCCCGAGCAGUGGCAGCUGGUGCCCGCCGGCUGCCCCGGGCUGGGCGCGGCGCUGCCCGCCGUCAUGCAGCGCUCGUGCACCGAGGCGGGGUGCCUGGCGCGGCGGCUUCCCGAAGCCGACCGCGCCGCUCUGCAUGCCGCGCUGCUGGCGCUGGCGCGAACGCAGCGCCAGCUGGGCGUGGCGCUGCCCGCGGAUGUGGCCCGGCAGACGCUGUGCUUCCUGUGCCAGGAGUGA